This is a messenger RNA of Anastrepha obliqua, 1351 nucleotides long. It is a transcript of the gene Gat, whose product is annotated as sodium- and chloride-dependent GABA transporter 1. NCBI's taxonomy places the organism in Eukaryota, Metazoa, Arthropoda, Insecta, Diptera, Tephritidae. The record is from RefSeq and is a predicted model, not a curated record. The transcript has 8 exons. Gene Ontology annotation, biological process: sodium ion transmembrane transport. Gene Ontology annotation, cellular component: membrane. The annotation marks the transcript as partial.
UUUUGGGAGCGUCGUGCACUGAGAAUAUCUGAUGGCAUCGAACAUAUGGGCAAUAUUCGUUGGGAAUUAGCCGGCACGUUGUUACUGGUAUGGAUUUUGUGUUACUUCUGCAUUUGGAAGGGAGUCAAAUGGACGGGCAAAGUUGUUUACUUUACAGCACUUUUUCCAUAUGUCUUGCUUACUAUACUUCUUAUUCGAGGCAUAACACUGCCUGGAGCUUUCGAAGGCAUAAAAUUCUACGUCAUACCACACUUUUCAAAGCUAACCGAAUCAGAAGUAUGGAUCGAUGCAGUGACUCAAAUUUUCUUUUCUUAUGGACUAGGUCUUGGAACAUUAGUUGCACUGGGAAGUUAUAAUAAGUUUACAAACAACGUCUACAAGGACGCUUUGAUUGUUUGUACAGUCAACUCGAGCACAAGCAUGUUUGCAGGAUUUGUGAUAUUCUCAGUUGUGGGUUUCAUGGCGCACGAACAACAGAGGCCGGUAGCGGAAGUAGCUGCAUCUGGACCAGGACUAGCAUUUUUAGUGUAUCCUUCUGCCGUACUACAGCUGCCUGGAUCACCAUUAUGGUCCUGUUUAUUUUUCUUUAUGCUACUUCUCAUUGGACUCGAUUCGCAGUUCUGUACCAUGGAAGGUUUCAUUACUGCCAUUAUUGACGAAUGGCCACAAUUGUUACGCAAGCGUAAAGAAAUAUUUAUUGCCGUGGUCUGUUUACUCAGUUAUCUAGUGGGACUUACUUGUAUAUCCCAGGGAGGUAUGUACAUAUUCCAAAUAUUAGACUCGUAUGCAGUAAGUGGAUUCUGUUUACUAUGGCUCAUAUUUUUCGAAUGUAUAUCCAUAUCGUGGUGUUACGGAGUUGAUCGUUUUUACGAUGGUAUCAAAGAUAUGAUCGGUUACUAUCCCAUCGUGUGGUGGAAGUUUUGUUGGUGUGUUACAACUCCUCUUAUCUGUUUGGGAGUGUUCUUUUUUAACAUCAUACAAUGGAAACCAAUUAAAUAUUUGGAUUACAAUUAUCCAUGGUGGGCACACGCGUUCGGUUGGUUCACGGCGUUGUCGUCAAUGCUUUACAUACCAGCCUACAUGUUUUGGUUGUGGAAGCGAACACCUGGCGAUGCAGGCGAGAAAAUCCGUGCGAUUGUGCGAAUAGACGAAGAUGUUACACACCUCAGAGAAAAAAUGCAGCAGGAAGCAGCUAAAAAAGUUGAGCUCUAUACACUGUAGAAAAAAUUAAUCAGAAUAGAAAAUUAUACUUCAUACACUAGCAUUAUCAUAAACUAAAGUAAUAAUUUCACUCAUUCAUGCACAAACCCUCUAUGUAAUUAUUGUAACUACAUACAUACAUAUCUGCUUC